This is a messenger RNA of Cladocopium goreaui, 1677 nucleotides long. The record is from the annotation of a GenBank genome assembly. NCBI's taxonomy places the organism in Eukaryota, Dinophyceae, Suessiales, Symbiodiniaceae.
AAAAGACAUCGUAGCAGUAGAAGUAGACGUAGAUAUCAGUAGUAUUGCCAUAGUUUUCAUCAGUCAUGUUCUUCGGCGGCUUUCCUGGAGGUGACUUUCCCGGGAUGGGUGGCAAAGGAGGAGGCCGAUCCAAAAAUGUUGACACCAGCAAGUUCUACAAACUCUUGGAAGUGGACAAGAAUUCCAACGAGGCCGAGAUCAAGAAGGCCUACCGAAGGCUGGCCGUGAAGCAUCACCCAGACAAGGGCGGUGACCCUGAGAAGUUCAAGGAGAUCACCCGCGCCUAUGAGGUGCUGAGUGACCAGGACAAGCGAGCCAAGUACGACAAAUUCGGAGAGGAGGGCUUGGACAAUGACGGCCCUGGCGAUGCGUCUGACAUCUUUGAAGCCUUCUUCGGAGGUGGUGGACGUCGCGGUGGUGGAACCCGAAGGCGUCAAAAGACCAAGGACGUGGUUCAGAACCUGAAAGUGACCUUGGAGCAGAUGUAUUCGGGCUACACCAAGAAGAUGGCCAUCACGCGACAGGUCAUCGACAAGAAGAAGGGUGUCCAGGAAUGCCGCGAGUGUGAUGGCCGUGGCGUGAAGGUAGAAGUGGUCCGAAUGGGGCCAAUGAUUCAGCAGAUGCAGUCGCAGUGCCACAACUGCGGUGGACAGGGAAAAAGCUUCCAGACCAAGCAGGAAAGAGAGGUCCUGGAGGUGCACAUCCAGAAGGGUUCGCCAGAUGGACACAAGGUUGUCUUUCGAGAGAUGGCUGAUGAACAUCCCGACGCUGAUGCCGGCGAUGUGGUUUUUGUUCUGAAGCAGCAGGAACAUGCUGACUUCAAGCGCAAGGGGGCCGACCUUUUCAUUGAGCGCAAGAUCUCUUUGGUCGAGGCGCUGUGCGGCUUCACCAUGGAGUUGACGCACCUCGAUGGCCGAAAGCUUCAGAUUAAGACAUCGCCAGGUGAAAUCGUGAAACCCAUGAGCCAGGGCUUUGACCCAUUGGCCAAGGAGGAAGCGAAGACCGAGUGGGAAAUUAUCGAAGACGCAGAUUGCCCCAGCGUAGAGAAUGUCGCGCAGGCAGACACUACGGACAUCGAUACUUUGAAGAAGGCGUGUGAAACACAGCUGAAGCGCAAAGGCAUCGACGUGGGCUGCUUCGUGGUGGAUGGCCAACGCGCCUACUUCAAGCAGUGCACCCGCGAGGAAGCACUUGCAGCUAAGAAAACUCGACGAGGAAGCACUAUGUACAUCGUGACGGAUCCAGAUGCAAAGAAGUCCUUCCGCAUGAUGAAGGCAGUGAAGGAUGAGGGCAUGCCAACGUUCAAAAAUCCGUUUGUGCAUGGGAACCUGUUCCUGGUCCUGACCAUCGAGUUCCCUGACUCCCUCUCGCCAGAGAACCAGACUGCUAUGGCAAAGCUGCUGCCAGCCCCUCUGCAUCAGCCGAAGUGGUCAGAGGAUGACAAGGAAGUGGAGAUCCACACUGUGACUGACAUUGAUCCUGUGCAAUCUUAUAAUUCGAACAAGGUGAACAUGUCAGCAGGGGGCGAGGCCUACGACGACGAUGAGGAGGAUGGCCCUCGUGGUGGCCCCGGUGGUCCAGGAGUGCAAUGCCAUCAGCAGUGAGACUCCAUAUGGCCCCUGUGAAGUCGGCUUUGUGCUAAUCUUCUGGGCAGAGCCAUGAAUGAGAAGAGAUGUG